AUGGAAGUCGACUCACUAGGUGGAUGCAAGUACUUGCUACUGAUCGUAGAUGAAGGCAGCGGAUGUAUAAAGGGUUGCAGUCUGCGUGCCAAGUCCGAAAGCGAAGAGUGCAUCAAGAAGUACAACUUGGUAGUACAGGCGCAGUUUAACUACAAGGUCAAGUUCGUUCGAUACGAUGGUGCACGAGAAUUUGCGGCGAAUUCGCUCAAGGCAUUUUACAAUGAUCAAGAAAUCGAGCAAAAGUUACCGUUUUAUAAGCGCAACGGAUCAGCGGCACGGUGGAACGGGCAAUUCGGACCAUUGUGA
Molecule: messenger RNA, 306 nt
Organism: Peronospora matthiolae
Lineage: Eukaryota; Oomycota; Peronosporomycetes; Peronosporales; Peronosporaceae
Source: the annotation of a GenBank genome assembly